AUGGCCGCUCACAACUGGGAAGCUCAGGCACAGAUCUGUCGAGACAUCCUUGACAGCUCAAUCCCGAAGCAAUGGCUGCUCCCGGCCGACCAGCUGCCAUCCCCAGAGCGGACAAACGUGCUCGAUAUCCCCAGGGAGUGCGGCAUUCUCACUGAGAGAGAGCUGCAAAUCACAGAAACCGAUGCGACUGGCUUGGUCGAAACCAUGGCCAAGGGCAUCUGGACAGCAGAGGAGGUUACAAUCGCAUUUUUGAAAAGGGCGACUAUCGGACAUCAACUACUGAACUACGCGACCGAGUUCAUGGCCGAAGAAGCUCUUGCCCAGUCCCGCGCUCUUGACGCCCACUUCCGCAGCACCGGCAAGACCGUCGGUCCCUUGCACGGCGUUCCCAUCUCCACCAAAGAAAUGGUGUCGUUCAAGGGCCGCAUCACCCACACGGGUUACGUCUCGUGGAUAUCUGAUGUGGCCUCGCAGGAUGCCUUGAUGGUGAGGACAUUACGCAAGGCAGGAGCAGUAUUUCACGUGCGGACAAACCUGCCACAAACGUGCAUGCACUUGGACUGCAACAACAACAUCACCGGCCGUACGCACAAUCCUCAUAACAUCCACCUCUCCCCUGGUGGCUCCUCUGGCGGAGAAUCCGCAUCCAUAGGCUUCCGUUGCGCAGCCAUUGGAAUUGCAAGCGACAUGGGUGGUUCAAUCCGUCUCCCUGCUGCUUUCUGUGGCAGCUGCGGCAUCCGGCCAACAACCCUCCGAACUCCCUGGAAUGGUGUCGGGCUUGCAGGCGAAGGACAAGAGGGAAUUCGCUGCACGUUGGGUCCAAUUGCCAACUCAAUGCGCGACUUGGAUCUGUUUAUGAAAGCCGUUACAGACGGCAAGCCAUGGGAAGAGGAAACCUCCCUAGUGCCGCUGCCUUGGAAAGAACUUAUCCCGACAAGGGAUUUUACCGUCGGCGUGCUCUGGGAUGACAUGAUGGUACAUCCACACCCGCCCAUUCAGCGAGCCAUGAAAGUCGCCGUGGCCAAGAUGAAGGCUGCCGGAAUCAAGACGAAAGAUUGGCAACCAUACAAGCACGAGCAUGGCAUGCGUAUCAUCAACGACCUGUUUUAUCCUGAUGGUGCAGCUGUCCAGCUUAACGCUCUCGAAGCUUCGGGAGAGCCGUGGCUUCCUCUCACAAAGGAAGCGUUUAUUCGAGCCCGCAAGAUGACCGUGCCGGAGACAUGGACAGUCAAUCUGGAGCGGGAGGCCUAUCGAAGUGAGCACCGGCUGCUGAUGAAGGAGCACGGGAUCGAUUUCAUUCUCUGUCCAACAUAUGUCGGCGUUGCUGCCGAGCCCAACGAGGCACGGUACUUUGGCUACACGGCCAUUUGGAACGUUCUAGAUAUGCCUGGCGUUGUAUUCCCGACUGGCCUAAAAGUAGAUCCCGAGCUAGACAUUGUAGAGAGGGGAUACCAGCCACGGAGCCCUGAGGACGAGGCUGAGUAUAAAGCAUAUUCGCCGGAGAAGUUUGUUGAUGGACCCAUCGGUCUCCAGUUGGUGGGCAACCUGUUUUGCGACGAAGAAACCCUCGCUGCAGCGACUGUCCUCGAAGAAAUUAUCCGGCAAUGA
Penicillium arizonense is the source of this 1608-nucleotide messenger RNA. RefSeq lists its product as uncharacterized. Bases 1 to 1608 code for a protein of 535 amino acids. The transcript has 4 exons. NCBI's taxonomy places the organism in Eukaryota, Fungi, Ascomycota, Eurotiomycetes, Eurotiales, Aspergillaceae. The record is from RefSeq and is a predicted model, not a curated record.